AUGCAGACGUGCCUGCUCAGGGCAGUGGGCUGGAGCUCAGCGGUCGUCUUGGGAGUGCUGGGGGUGGCUGUCUUCCUCCUGGUCCUGACCCCGGCGAAGGAUGCUGCCCUUCCUACGAGGAACAAAUACGGCCUGGUGUUUGAUGCCGGCUCCACGCACACAGCUCUCUACAUCUACCGGUGGCCCUCAGACAAGGAGAACGGCACCGGCAUCGUCUCCCAGGUGGAGGCCUGCACCGUGUCUGGACCCGGCAUCUCCAGCUACGCAGACGACCCCGCUGGGGCUGGAGCCAGCCUGAAGCCCUGCCUGGACAAGGCCAUGAAGAUCAUCCCAGCAGAGCAGCAGCGGGAGACCCCCACCUACCUGGGGGCCACAGCGGGCAUGCGGCUGCUGAGGGAGCAGAACAGCACCAAGGCCGAGCAGGUCUUCGCUGAGGUCACCAAGGCCAUUGGCAAGUACCCUGUGGACUUCCGCGGAGCUCAGAUCCUCACGGGGAACGAGGAGGGCUCCUUCGGCUGGAUCACCAUCAACUACCUGCUGGAGACCCUUGUCAAGUUCUCCUUCACAGGCAAGUGGACCCACCCGCCGGCAGAAGAUGUGGUCGGAGCUCUGGACCUUGGCGGGGCUUCAACCCAGAUCACGUUCCUCCCUGGGACCACCAUAGAGGACAGCAGCACAAGAGCCCUCCUCAGGCUGUACGGAACCAACUACUCCAUUUACACCCACAGCUACCUCUGCUACGGGCAAAAGCAAGCCCUGAAGAUGCUGAUGGCAUCCUUAUACCUGGGCAGCCCAUCUUCCCAGCAGAUAUCGCACCCCUGCUAUCCCAAGGGAUACCAGGAGAACGUCACCACGACAGACCUCUACGACAGUCCCUGUGUCCGUGCACCGAGCACCCCCAGCCCCACACCGGUCCUCACAGUGAUGGGGACGGGGGAUCCGACGGCGUGCAGCACUGCCAUCCAGAAACUCUUCAACUUCAGCUGUGGGGCCAACAGGACAUGCGGGUUCAAUGGGGUUUAUCAGCCGCCCGUGCAGGGACAGUUCUUUGCCUUUUCGGGGCUUUAUCACACCCUUCACUUUCUGAACCUGACUGGAGGGCAGCCCCUGAGCUCAGUCAAUGCCACCAUCAGGCAAUUCUGCACCAGCAGCUGGGAAAAGGUGCAGAAGGAGUUCCCCACCAUGAACAGGACUCACCUCCGUGAUGCCUGCGCAGCCAGCUCCUAUGCCCUCACCCUUCUCCUGCAAGGCUACAAAUUCAACCAUACGACGUGGCUUAACAUCCAUUUUGUCCAUCAGGUUGCUAACAUAGACGUGGGCUGGACUCUGGGCUACAUGCUCAAUCUCACCAACAUGAUUCCCUCGGAGACUCCCCAGAGAGUUGUAGGGCUCCAGAGAAGCCACUGGACAGCAGCCACAGUUUUAUUGGCCAUCAUGCUCAUCCUCUUCUUCUGUCUGCUCACAGUCAUAUGCUGCCAGAAAAACUCCUCCGGUUAUGAGAGUCUCUAGCAGCACUGGCUCCAGAGGCUCCUGAAGCCACUUGAUCCUUCUGCCAUGCUUGUGCGAGGAGCUGCAGACCAGGGAAUUGCCCCAACAUGUC
Messenger RNA from Gavia stellata (red-throated loon), 1600 nucleotides. Its product is annotated as ectonucleoside triphosphate diphosphohydrolase 8. The transcript is spliced from 9 exons. Lineage: Eukaryota; Metazoa; Chordata; Aves; Gaviiformes; Gaviidae. Gene Ontology annotation, cellular component: plasma membrane. The record is from RefSeq and is a predicted model, not a curated record. The coding region runs from base 1 to 1509 and encodes 502 amino acids. Gene Ontology annotation, biological process: nucleoside diphosphate catabolic process. Gene Ontology annotation, molecular function: UDP phosphatase activity; GDP phosphatase activity.